AUGCCGAAACGUGCCCACGAUAACGAUCAGGAUGAGGAUCACCCUGAGAUGAAACUCCCGAAAACGCCGGCUCUCCCAGAACAUAUGGAACAUUAUUAUAACAACCCAUUGUUCAGCACCCCAAUUAAUGAUCCGACGAUGAGCGUGAUGAGAGCUUUUAUUCAACCUCAAUUCAACUAUUCGCCCAUUGAGGCAGACUAUUCGAUGCAUCAAAUGCAGGAAACUCAUGCUCCUAUGAUUUUCCGCCCGAAAAACGAAUUGCUUCACGGUGGUCCAUCUACUUCCCAUCCGUGUACCGACUCCGGGAAUGUUUCUGACGCAGAGGAGACUGAUUCCGAGGGGUACGACGAGGAGGACAUGGAUGAUAAGAAUAAUGGUACCAUCGACAAGAGCAACGUUUACAUGCAAGUGACCGGACGACUUUCAUUGAUGGGUGUUGGUGGAAAAUUUGAUGUUACCCUUGAUGAGAUUCGACGUCGAAUUGGUCAACCCGAGUGUCUCAACAGUAGCAUUUUGGCUGCAAUGCUUCGAAAGGCCAAGACAGCAAAUAACGGCAAAGGAAUGCGAGAAGAAUUGGCGGCUCACGGGAUCGAAUUGCCAGUUGGAAGACGUAAACAAGGAGUCACCACCGCCCUCACGGCUCUUCUUGAAGGUGAGGCAACCCACUUGGCAAGGGAUUUGGACAAAAUCACCGCUUCUUCCUAUCCGAUCAACACGCUGGCUGAGCAUUUGCGCAACAAGUUGUCACAAGGCACUCAUCAUGAGGUGGAGACUCGACGACGCGAUUUGCUUGGAGCAAAUCGCAUUCUUCGGGAAAUGGGCGAUGUGAUUUUCCGCAUCGAAUGCCCUAUCGGUGAUCACAAUCCGCCGCCGUUCCACGAUGAGACACUUCAACUCGCUUUUAAUCACUACAGUCUUAUCACUCAUGGUUUUGGUGUGUUCAAUCAGCGCACGUGGAUUCGUCAAUUUGCUCAACUCACGCAUCUCAUCUACACAUCAAUGACGCCACCACCGAUGUUCGCUCCACCACCAAUGCCUACAAUGUACGGUCCUCCGCCAACUCACCUUUUGCCUCCUCAUCAUUUG
Molecule: messenger RNA, 1086 nt
Organism: Mesorhabditis belari
Lineage: Eukaryota; Metazoa; Nematoda; Chromadorea; Rhabditida; Rhabditidae
Source: the annotation of a GenBank genome assembly